Molecule: messenger RNA, 3712 nt
Organism: Vitis vinifera (wine grape)
Lineage: Eukaryota; Viridiplantae; Streptophyta; Magnoliopsida; Vitales; Vitaceae
Product: protein FANTASTIC FOUR 3
Exons: 1
Coding region: 2502-3563 (353 amino acids)
Source: RefSeq, a predicted model, not a curated record
CUCCAUUAAAAGUUACCUGCUGUUGCUCAACUAGCCUUGGUAUUUUCUUUUAAUGGUACCCACUGCUAGGUCUCUCUCUUAAGUUCUUCUCAGGUGUGAACACCAGUCUGCAGCAACAAGUGGGCAACUUUGUAUUCUUCCGUAAGUUCUCACAUGUCCCCUAUUAAAUGAAAGGGUGUUAUGGUUAUUUCACAUGAAUGAUUCCGUAUGUCUCAUAAUUCUAUUUGAAUUACCACCUUUUUUUUUUAAUUUUUAAAAAUUAUGUCGAAUAUAUAAAAUUACAUAAUUACGCUUAUCCUUUUCCUUCGAUAUUUUCGAUAUAAAAUUUAAAAUUAUUACUUUAAAAAACAACUUCUAAAUCCAAGGUUUAAAUUCACCAUUAUCUUUUCAAAACGACAACUUCUUAUUUAACUCUCACAAAUUCUCGUAGAUUUGGAAAUAAUUUUCCAAUCAACAUACUUUAAAAAACAUAUAUCUUGUUUAAAAUCCCAAAAUUGGGGUGUUCAAAAUAGAAGUCCCUUACAUGUACCCUCAAUGUCCUAUUGACCUAGUUUAUGGACUUGAUGUACCCUAAUCGUCCUGUUAAAAUCUAUUUUAUGAAUUUAUAGCAUCCCUGCACUGAUAAUAGAGCUAAUGGCAAUUGGCAAAGCAUGAAAAAGUAUUAUACCAUAGAGAAAAGAAGCAAGUUUUUGGUUAGUGCCUUAGUGGGAGAUUAUUUGCUUCUAUGCCAAGCGACACAACUUUAACAAAUAUCUAGUAUAGAAUCGACCCUCCUCCCCAUCCGUACAAUCUUGUCGUUUAUUGAUAAAAGAAGAACUAUAAAACACCAUAGCCAAGAAUAAAAAUCAAUGGGAUUUGCUUUCUUUUCCUCUAAACAUAACACUGAUAGUAGUCUGGAAUUUUAAGGUGUGUGUUACAAGCUUUCAUCAUUGUAGGGAAAAAGAAAGCAGGGGGGGGGGGGGUUGGGGGCGGUGGCCUCUUGCCUUAGAAGAAAUGAAAAUCAAAGGAGACCAAUGCUUGAUCUCAGCACCUUUUUUUUCACUAAUGGGUUCUUGUCAUUUGGUCGGUUCCUUUAAAAAACUUGAUUAAUUUCAGUUAAUCAAGCUAAAAAAGAAAAAAAAUCAAUAAAAAAACUUGUAUUAUUAUCUUGGUACUGAAGUCUGCAAGCCUUCUGAAUUUAGUAACAUGAUGGGGAAAAAAAAGAAAGGAAGGAUGAACACAAUCCACCCUUAAACAUCACUGCAGACAUGCUGUUAUGGUGAAUCUGAUUAUGCAUAUGUCAUCCUUUCAAAUGGCUCAAAACUUAGGCCAUGCCAAACUCCACUUAUGCUGGCUAAUGAGUAGUUGAGUAACAAAGGGUUUGCUAGUGGUUCCAAUAAAUGGUGCCUAGUGUCUCAGCAUCUGUGAACACACUCAACACUUAGGUUUUGACCUUAAGACAUCAACUGUCCUAGAUGAAAAAGUGUGAUAGGAGUAUAUUUGGAGGCCAUCAGUGGGGGUUGUGGGGAGAUUUGAGUUGAAUGUUGGUUUGAAUUGGGCAUAACAUUAAUCAACUUGGGCACUGUCCCUAUGGGCAUUAUAAGGGGGUCUAGAUACAACAAAAAUGAGGGUGUGAGAGUGCAAAGCACAAAUGUGAAGUGGGUGCAGCAAAGCAAAUCCCCAUCAGUAAACAUCUGGAGGUUGAGAAGACUGUUUUCUGGCCUUUUUUUUUGUUGGCUGAGAAUGACAAUGGAUAAGAAAGCUUUUGUUAUUUUCCAUCACAUUUCGUUAUUCCCCAAUUACCCAUUUACAAAACAACCCAUCAAACAAAAAUCAUGAAAAUGAUCUCUUUGCUUUGUCUCCCAAUCCAAGUCUACUAAUUUCUCCUUUGUUCCAUGACAAGAUGCCACAAGAAAUAUCAAAUUUUCCUAUUUGGUUAUUAGUAGAAAAUGUGAAGGAAGAUAAAAUUUUAUAAGACUCAAAACCCUGUAUUUGGGUUUUCUUUAUUUAUUUAUUUUUCCCCUUUUCCUCUAUUCUUGGGACCCAAACAAAUUUUGUAGUUGCUGGCAAUUGAACCAACACCCACCCUCAGCCCUGGGUAUGCCUUCACCAUGAUGCUAUUAUAGGCGUGCCUUAAGCUUACUUUCUUAUUUCUCUUUUUGUCAUUUCCCUUUUCACUUUAUAUGUGUGGCAGAGUGAAAUCACUAUAAACUCUAGUGGAAAGGAAAACUCCUCUACACCUCACAAAAGUACAGAGGAGGGCUACAGACUCCUGUGCUCUUCUCACUAUAAAUUCAUGCUAUCCCUUCCCCACCUCUCUCAUGUUCACUCCUCUCUUCUCCACAUCUCUCAUAUUUUCCUAAGCUUUCCUCAGCUCCAAACCUUGAGUUAUAUCUCAAUUUCACACCUCCUUUCUCAUAGAACUCCAAAAUUCUUGCAUUUAAUCCAAAACCAGCCUCCUCUGUUUUUCCCCUGUUUCAGUUUCUGCCUCUGUUUUUGUGCAUUUUUCAUUGUGGUUUGCAAUGUCUUCCAGUGUGUGUCAAGGCCUGCAAUCAUGCUUGGAGCCUCGACUUGUUGAACAGCGUGUUUUGAGGCUCAAGUUGUCUCCACCAGCCUCAAGCUUUUCUCGAUCAUUUGGAUUGGCUCAGAGGCCUGGUUCAUCCACCUCUGACUCCAGAGAGGCUCACGAAAAGUCCCAUACUGAAGAAAACAACAAAAACAACAAAGACAAGAAUAACGACAAAGUUGUUGAUGAUUGCAACAUCAAAAGCCAAAAGAAUGGUGAAUUGGGUGGCUGGAGCUUCAUCCAAGCUCUCAGCAACACUUCCCUUAGUUUCAAGGAAGUACUUGACACUGAUAAGGUCUAUGUUCACCCACUGGUUAAGCGUUCUUCAUCGAUGCUAAGCGCAAAGAGCUUGGAAAUGUGCACUGAGAGCUUAGGCAGUGAGAGUGGUACUGGCAUUAGCCAGAGCAGCCAUGAGGUCUCUUCACCUUCAUGGAGAAACAGCGAAAAGUUUGCAGUGAGGGAGUUAUCAGAAGUACAAAAAACCGGCAUGAAGAACAAGAUGACUCGUAGUACAAGUUUUCCACCUCCUUUAACAUCAAUCAGCAGUAGGGGUGGUGGAGGCCUUCAAGUAAGGCCUCACAGAGAAGAUGGUCGGUUAGUUAUAGAAGCAGUUGCCAUCCCUGCUUGUCAUUCUUACUUCCAUGCAGACCGCAGCGAUGGCAGGCUCAGGCUUCAACUGUUGAAGGACUGCUUUCAAAACUGCAACAAUGAAGCAACCAAAGAGGAGGAUGAUGAGCAAGUUGUUGAAGAAGAUGGUGAAGUUGAAGCUGACGAAGAGGCAGUGGAAGGAGGUGGCAAUGAAGAUGAAAGUGAUGAGACUGAUGGUGAGAGUGCUCACUGGGGAGAAGAAGAAAAAGAAGAAGAAGAAGAAGAAGAAGAGAUGGAAGGGACUGGCGGGAACGUUGCGGGCGAGAUUGAAUUGGGGAAGCUCCCAAGGCCUAGUAGGUGCAUGGAAGGUGGUGGGCAUACCAACAAUAGCCUCAUGAAUUGGGAGUCCAUCUGGGUGGCUACCUCCUAGAGAGGCCCUCAGUUUCUGAGGGGUGCUCUACAAACAAAUAUGGUUCUUUUUUUGUUUCCAUUUUCUUCUUUGCUCCUCUGUCAUUAUGAUUUGAAAUUUCCCCACCUGGGAGUUUUAGUAAAAUAUGCUAAUGGCAGUUAUUAUGGUUA